CGUUCGUAGCGGUCGUUCGUCGUGACAGCAACAGCGGUGCGCGUGCAAACUGUUUAGAAUUUUGAUAUAUGUAUAAAUAAAUAAAGCACUUGAUAGAUAUUUGAGCAGCAGCCCAGUCAGUCAGAGUCAUACAUAUCUAAACUAAACACCGUGUGUGCACGAGACAGAUUAUUUUGGCAUAAAACGGCAGCUACAUUUCAAAAUCAACGCAAAUCGCAUUCGGUUUCAAUUAAAAGCAAACGUGUCGUCGGCAGCCAACAUCAUCAGCAGCAGCUACUAACUUAGUACGGAGCUGUAACAAAAAAAAAGCAAAACAGUCUGCAGAUUUCGUAAUAGCAACAAAAUCAUUUGCUUGUCGCGUCACGCAAAGAAUUCAAACGCAGGAGUAAAAUCAAAAUCAAAAAUCAGCUGAAGGCCCGCAUACAUUCAAACACACAUACGGAGCAACGCAAUCCCAAAGAGAAAUAGACACAAAUACAUCGAGAGCAGCGAACACACGGACAGCGAGUGAAAGUGCGCGUGUAUGUGUUGCUAUAUAUAAAAAAGAAGGCAAAAGAAAAUAGUUGUAUCAAUUAACUUGCGGUGUCAGCAGCACAUUUAAAAAGUAUAAAACGCCUAAAACGUCUGUAAGCCAUUUUGGUAACAGGCGAGCAACGCAACCCACAUAAAACAACAAAUAAUUAAUAUACAGCACAAUGAGCGGAUACUCAGACCUCACCAAACUGGAGACAAGUCGGAACUGCCUGCGUCGCAUCGCUCGCCACGAUGAGCAGCAAUUCUCCAAAGACAGCAUUGUCAAUGUUAUGGAGAAGUUUGUGAAGACUGUCAACAUUAUGGAUGAUACCAUACUGGUGCCAUGCAGGCUCAUGGAUCGUCAGAUCGGUGAUAGCACUGAUAUCCUGCCAGCUGCCACGGGCAAGGAUACAACCGCCAAUCAGUUGUCGCAGAGCUCCAGUGCCGAGGGCAAACGUGGCGCGACACAGUCGAAGAAUGUUCAAGAUUUUCUCAAUGCCUCCGAGCUGUUCAAUCUCUACAACAUGCUCAAUGCCCUGAAGAACGACCUGCUGUGGACGGCCAAUCAGGAUGACGACCAGGAAUCAGAGCAACAGCAGCAGCAACAACAACAACAACAGCAGCAGCAACAGCUCAGCCAAGUCGAGACCAAGACUGAGAACAACAGCAACAGCAGCAGCACAGGCAGCACAAGCUCAAGAGUUGUCAAGGGACAUGUGAGACGCACCUCGACCGCCUCGAUGAUGUCCACCACAUCGGUGAGCAACAUGAGCGACUCCGAUUCCGAUAUAUCGAAUGAAAUGGAUUCGGGUCUGGAGUCCGAUGGCAACAAGAGCGAUAAUGCACAGAGCAGCGAUGGCAGCGACAUUAUCGAUGCGUGCCCAUCGAAAUCCAAAUCCGCUGGCGGCGAUAAGGCCACCGAUUUGGCGAAACGCUGCAAGAGACAUUUGAAUGGUCUGUACCAGUGCCUGGAACAAAUGACAGAGGCGGCCAACUAUUUGACUGCCAGAUACCAAAGUGAUAUUGGACCCGUCUAGAGGGAUGUGUUGAUACUUGAUACAAGGGGGGUUAUGGGGGAUACAUUCUACAUACACACUACGUCUAUCUCUAUGUCUACACUACUACUACUACUAUUAUCUAUAUGCAUGUAUCAUAUAUAUAUAUAUAUAAAUCGUAACUCGGAUAUGUGUUUAAUCUAUUAUAUAUAGUACAACACAUAUGGAUAUGAAUAAUGUUGCGGGCGGGUUUUAAUCAAGAUGUGUGAAAGGGGAAUUGUAUAGGUAAUACUGAUAAAGAUUACGAUAUUGCGAUAACGAUUACAAUUACGAUAAACUAUGUACGUUAAGUCGAUAAAAGCCACACACACACAAAAUAGUCGUCGUUCUAUUCGUUAUUUGUAUUUUCUGGGUUGACGGGUACCAACAACAAACAAAAAAAAAAUCGAGAGUCGGGAAAUCAAAUGGGAAAACUAAGGAAAAACAAGAAUUGUCUGUGAAGAAAAAAAAAAGGGGCAGCAGCUCGACGUCUGUGUAUAUUGUAUUUGUAUAUGAUUUAAAAUAUGUUUAUUAUAACUGAUGAGAUAAGAUGAUGAUGAUGAUGAUGUUGAGCACAAAAUAAAAUCAGAGCAUUCCUUUAAAAAAUUAAAAAACAUAAAACACGCGCUGCCCCACACAACACACACACACACACACUCUCUUUUGGGUGUGGCUAUAAAGCGAUUGUAUACUCAAUAACUGCAAGUUGACCCCACGGGUGGAAAGUCACAGUCGAAUAGUCAAAAAACAAAAA
Molecule: messenger RNA, 2301 nt
Organism: Drosophila sulfurigaster albostrigata
Lineage: Eukaryota; Metazoa; Arthropoda; Insecta; Diptera; Drosophilidae
Product: dentin sialophosphoprotein
Exons: 3
Coding region: 696-1550 (284 amino acids)
Biological process (GO): regulation of lipid biosynthetic process
Cellular component (GO): cytosol
Source: RefSeq, a predicted model, not a curated record